Ixodes scapularis (black-legged tick) is the source of this 4958-nucleotide messenger RNA. RefSeq lists its product as uncharacterized. The transcript has 2 exons. The record is from RefSeq and is a predicted model, not a curated record. NCBI's taxonomy places the organism in Eukaryota, Metazoa, Arthropoda, Arachnida, Ixodida, Ixodidae. The coding region runs from base 1935 to 2834 and encodes 299 amino acids.
UUAGUUUUUUCAAUGAGAUAGAAGUGCAGAAAUUUAUUGAAAGCUUUUUUUAAGAUACAUGUUUGAUCCCUUCUUUUAGGUCAAUGGUGUCAUCGUGAAGAUGAAGUUUCAGUGGCAGGACAUCUGCCCUUCAUGGCGAAAGAGGUCAGGAAAACAACCCCGGAAAGCUUGCAACAUCAAUGGACUGCACCUUUGAUGAGAGGCGCUACUGGAUGAUCAUUGCCAAGCCACUCGUCAGUCAGAUACCAGUCUUCCACGGCCUACAUCCGCUCCCAUAUUAACGGAUCUCCUGAGGACAACAGACAAGGAUGAUUUCAACAGCUUCGUUGAUGACCUCAGAAAAAUAUUCACAGAUGAUAUAAUUGAUAGGGUAGAGAAGAAUACUCGAGCGCAGUCAUUCUCUCGCGACUGGUACUUGCACAGGAGAGCCAGAGUGACAAGCACAGUGUGCCACUCCUUUAAAACAAGAGCUAAGGACAUAGACGAAGAGCCAGGCCGCAUGGCAUGAGAGGCCUUCUUAGUGGUAUUUCGUGCAUGAGCACCGUUCAGACCCCAGCCAUGAAAGAAGGGAAGAAAAAGGGAACCAAAGGCCAUUGCCCUCUACAUGUCGCUCUUGACAGCUGAUGGACACUGCCCUGUGCUUGAGAAUAGGGGAGUUGUCAUUUGGAAGGAUUUUCCAGUGAUGGGGUGCUCACCAGAUGGUGUUAUGAGUUUCGACUGGGAGUGUUGUACGGAAAAACUAGUUCUGCUCGAGGUUAAGUGUCCGACCAACCUAAAAAACUCAUUUUCUGGGUGUCGACCGAAACCACUGUAUAUGAUGCAGGUCCAGGUAGCAAUGGGUAUUUUAAACAUUUCAUCAUGCGACUUUUUUUGUUUACAGAUCAUUAACCGAGUGGAGACAAGUGACUGUUGAGUUCGAUCCAAAGUACUUCAACACAUGCGUCCGCUCUGUACACAAAUUGUACUCGGAAUACCUUUCUUUCCCUUCGAAGCGACUUGCAAUCUAUGGGCCGACCUUUCACUGCUUAAGCAUACUGAUGUCGAGCAUUACCUAGAUUUAUGACUUUUUAUCGAUAUGUUGCUGUUGAAUCUUCUUUAUUUGCUUUCGGGGUCUACUGCUUAUCGAGGUGUCGUCCUGUGGCAAGGAGGGGUGUAGUGUGUGUAUUGAUGUCGCUGACCUGCAAUAAGGCAGAGCUAGCCUCCUCUUUAGGCAGGCCUUGGUGGGCUAGGUGAACGCCGAGUGAGAAACGGUCACUGGCCCUCUUUAGUCCAAAGCGUCAUGUCAUCAGCAUAGAUGGUUAAACUUAGGACUUCUCUUCAUCUGAGUAUUGCAGGUAGCCUGGCCUUAACCAUGUUGAACAAGGCGGGGGUAUGGCUGCCCAUGUGGUACGCCUAGACCAUUUGCUGUGCCUGGACCCAACGUCGGUCCCACCCUUACUAUGAACCUGUUUUUUUAGACAAAUUGUUCCCGUGAAAUUUUUUGUAAGCCUUGUCAGCUGUGGCACCCAUCCAGGGACAUGUCUGCCAUUAGGAAUGUUUAGGCUACGUCACCUUUCAACCUGUUCUUUCUCCCUUGCACUUCCUUCAUCUGCAUUUUAGUGCAGUCAGCAUGCGAAAUCUGACAGAUGAAAUGUGCUCAUCCUUAUAAAUGCAAAUAAAAAUAUACCUGAUUUGCAUUUGUAUAUAGUAUUCCUCUAGACUCAUCUGGUUUUAUUUAACAAUAAAAAAGCAAUACAUAGUUUUAACAAUGCUAGAAAUAAACACUGUCUGCCAAUUUUCUUAAAUAAGGCACAAUUGUAAGUGAGCCAACCUAGCUUUCAAAGCAGCUUUGUGUUGUGGGCGGCGCUAGUGUCAAGUUUGGACACUUUCAGUAAUUGGGUUGCGAACACUGCGCCCACGUCUUCUGUAAAAAGCCAUUGCCUCGUAAGGUAAACAUGCUUUUCCGUUCCCGGCUCUCGACUGUCUGUAUGCUCAGUUGCUUGCUUGCCGUCGCUGGUGGGCCGUGCAGUCUGACCGCCGGCCACAGCCCGGCACGACAUGGUGUCAGAAGCAGACCACUAGGCCUACGUACCUUCAGUCCUCAUGGCAGCGCAUUAGGCCUAUGUACCUCCGUCAUGGUGAACUCGCAAGAAGCUCCAACGUGGGCGGGCGUCUCCCUACGUCAGCCCGCUGCUUUCAACUUCGACAACACCGGUUCUUGGCCUGCGUGGCUUACGCAAUUCGAGGACUACGCUUAUGCCUUUGGACUUUGCCAAGCACCACCGGACGUUCAGGUGCGGACACUUCUCUACUGUAUGGGCCCCGAAGCUCGGGUCCUUCUCGACACGUUCGGCUUGAACGCCACCUACCUGAACGACUAUGACACGGUGGUCAAGCGCUUCUUGGAACACUUUGUGCACCCCCUCAACGAGGUGUACGAGUCUUCGAGGUUCCACAAGCGGGUUCAGCAGCCGGGAGAGAGCGUCGACAGUUACUACGCCGAGCUCUGCAAGCUUGUCAAAUGGUGCAACUACCCGUCCCCCGAUGUCGAAGAACGCCUGGUUCGCGACCGGUUCGUUGUCGGUCUUUGCGACGGACGCCCAUCGGACCAACUCUGUCGGAACGCGAAGCUCAGCCUCAAGGACGCAUGGACACAGGCGAGGCAGGCCGAAGACGCCGAAAAAGAAAAGACUGCUCGUGGGAGUGAGUCAGGCCAGCUCACCGUCAACGUCGACACUACGAAGUCUCAUCGGGGUCCGACGCACCAACGCAAGACAAUGAAACGGUCAGACGACACGUCAGCCGUGCCUUCACGUGGCGAUAUCGACUCGGGUUCCUGCAGCUACUGCGGUUGAGGCCCCCAUGCACGCUCCGACUGUCCUGCUCGGCAGUCUCUGUGCAACUACUGCAAAAAGAAGGGCCACUUCGCGGACGUCUGUUGCGCUCGCAAACGAAAGCAGAGCAAGGUGGCAGCCUUACAGCUCCAUGCAAUCCUCGAGACUGAGAAGGCCAAGGCCAAGUACGUCGAGGUCACUGUCGACAACUACUUGGCGAGAUUCAAGGUAGACUCUGGCACGGAGGUGUCUGCUGUUUCGGAAGCCUUCCCAAACUUACCUCGUCAUCUGGACAAGGUCGACGACCUGCUGACGGGACCGGGAGACCAAUCACCAAAAAGUCGUUGGGUCCUUCAUGGCUACCCUCCUGUGGCGAGGCAAGACCUGUCAUUAGCGUCUGUACGUGAUCAAGCCCCUCUCCGUGCCCCUGCUGGGGUUCCCAGCCAUCCAGGCUCUGGGUGUGGUCAAGUUUUUGGACGACAUGAAAGUGCAGGUGCCGCAGGGACUUUUCAGAGGCCUCGGCACGCUCAAGGAGGAGUACAAGAUCCGUUUACGCCCAGAUGCGGUUCCGUUUUCCCUUAGUGUUCCACGCCGCAUACCGACAUGGUGAACCACUUGGCCCGCUUCCUUGCACACGUGGCCCAAGUGACAGCGCCGAUCAGGGCUCUGCUUAGCAAGAACACAGAGUGGACCUGGUCGUACGAACAGGAAGUCGCCUUCGAUGCUCUCAAGAAGCUGCUGACGUCCGACCGUUGUAUGGCGAAAUACCACCCAACCUACCCAACUACGGUCUCAGCAGAUGCAAGCUCCUUCGGCCUAGGCGCGGUGCUGCUGCAGACCCAACCAACAGGAGAGAGACGACUUGUCGCCUUUGCGUCAAGAUCCCUGACAACAACUGAGCAGCGCUACAGCCAGACGGAGAAGGAGGCUUUGGCGGUCACCUGGGCUGUACAGAGGUUCCACGAGUAUGUGCGUGGCAUCUCCUUCAAUGUCGAGACGGAUCAUCUGCCAUUGGUCUCCCUUUUCGGAAAGAUGGAGCUCGACAUCUUGCCACCGCGGAUUCAACGGUUGCGGCUGAAGCUCAUGCGGUAUCAAUUCCGAAUGCUGCAUGUUCCUGGAAAACUACUAGCCACAACCGACACACUGUCUCGAAUCCCUUGCAAGGCCCUCGUCGCACCAGGAGAGCUGGAUGCCAUCGAGCUUUUCGCAGCUGAAACAGUGGACGGCUCCUCUGAGGUGCUUCCAGUUCCCAUAGAAGAUCUCAAGAUGGCUCAAGCAUCCGACGGUGAAUGCAGUACGCUAAUCUCAUUCUGUCAGGGCGGUUGGCCGUCCAAGGGAAAGCUACCUUUGCACGUUGCAAAGUAUGCACCCGUAUUGGAAGAAGUUUCAGUCUGUAAUGGUCUUCUGCUGAAGGGAACUCGUAUAGCCAUCCGAUUACGACGCCUUAGCAAGGCUUCGUAAUCCAAUUAUGACUCGACCAAGCGCACCCCAACCAAGCAAGAUGGCAGCGCCCUGAAGCCGGAUUUGCAAACGUGUAUAGGAUUUAAAUGUAAAGCAUGAGUUGUAAAAGCUGCAAUCCGUGUGAAUAGUGCUACACCACCUUGGACCUCCAGGCAUACCUCAGCAAACCUCACUCAUGAGGGCCUUCACUCUCCCUCACUUAUUCUCAACUUCACAGGUGAGGUGAGGGUGAGUGAGUUUCUGAACCAGGAAAAUUGAUGAGUGUUAGGGUGAGUGAGGGCCAUGAGGACUGUGAGGGCGGUGAGUGUCGUUAAAGCCAUGAGUGCGUAAGGGGCGUGAGGGCUAUGAGGGCGGUAAGUGCGUGAGGGGUGUGAGGGCCGGCCAUGAGUGCAUGAAGGCAGUGAGUGAAUGAGUGGCAUGAGGACCAUGAGUGCCUGAGGGCGGUGAGUGUUUGAGGGGCGCGAGGCAACCUUCAGACGGAGCAACUUGUUGUUGCCUAGCUUUCCCUAGAUCGACACGAAUUGCUGAGAUCGGGUCCGGCUCGAAAAAAGCGAGCAACUCAGAGCAAUUUGAAGACGUUUGAAGCGGCUGCAUCCUAUCAGGGACGCAAUAUUGUCACGUGACACUGCGUGCCGGUGAUGAUGUCAACAAAAGACUUGGUUCUGGUUCGAAAUUGAUCGUUUU